Solanum verrucosum is the source of this 1183-nucleotide messenger RNA. Its product is annotated as extensin-2-like. The transcript has 2 exons. The annotation marks the transcript as partial. The record is from RefSeq and is a predicted model, not a curated record. Lineage: Eukaryota; Viridiplantae; Streptophyta; Magnoliopsida; Solanales; Solanaceae.
AAACCUGCACCGGUAUACUAUUAUAAAUCUCCACCUCCACCAUCGCCAAAACCUGCACCUGUAUACUAUUACAAAUCACCACCACCACCAUCACCAAAACCUACACCUGUGUACUAUUAUAAGUCACCACCACCACCAUCACCUUCUCCCCCACCUCCUUACUACUACAAGUCUCCUCCACCACCAUCACCAAAACCCGCACCUGUAUACUAUUAUAAAUCACCACCACCAUCGUCACCAUCUCCUCCUCCACCAUACUAUUACAAGUCUCCACCACCACCAUCGCCAUCACCCCCACCACCUUAUUACUACAAGUCUCCUCCACCACCAUCACCAUCUCCCCCACCUCCAUACUACUACAAGUCUCCUCCACCUCCAUCGCCUUCUCCCCCUCCACCAUACUACUAUAAGUCACCACCACCACCAUCGCCAUCUCCUCCACCACCCUACUACUACAAAUCACCACCACCACCAUCGCCAUCUCCUCCACCACCCUACAUCUACAAGUCUCCUCCUCCACCAUCACCUUCACCACCUCCACCCUACUACUACAAGUCACCUCCUCCACCGUCACCUUCUCCACCGCCUCCCUACUACUACAAGUCACCACCACCACCAUCCCCAUCUCCUCCACCACCCUACUACUACAAGUCUCCUCCUCCACCAUCACCUUCACCACCCCCACCUUACUACUACAAGUCGCCUCCUCCACCGUCACCUUCUCCACCACCUCCUUACUACUAUCACUCUCCACCUCCACCCGUAAAGUCUCCUCCUCCUCCUUAUUACUACAGCUCACCUCCUCCACCAGUGAAAUCACCUCCUCCACCGGCGUACAUUUACGCUUCACCACCACCACCAGUCCACUACUAAGAGGUUUUAAGAGUGCAGUCAUUCUCCACAAUCAAUCAAAUUUUAGUUUGAAACACAAAAUAAAUGAUGGCUUCUUGAGGAAUAGAUUCAAACGUCAAUGGUACAAAGCAAUUAAUUUAUGGAAUAAGAUGUUCAAUCUUUUAAUUGAAGGAUUGAUUCUUCAUGACAUGGACAUAUUUGAUUCUACUUCUCUUUUGGUCUUCUUGCACAUUGUUUUCUUAGUGCGUUCACAUGAACGUAUCUAGACUUAGAUGCUUCUUAGAGCUUGUUUCUUUGUAACUUAUUAUUUGUAUUGAGGAUAUUGUCCUCU